GUCACCGACGAGGUGGUCGCCGUCGUGGCCGCCCUGCAAGAGGAGGGCCACCUUCUCGAAGACAUGGCGCUCUACGGGGCCUCGGCGGGCGGGGGCCUGGUGGCAGGCUCUGUCCUGAAAAUGCGGGACCAGGGCAUGGGCAUGCCGGGGGCCGUCGUCAUGUGGGCGCCUUGGACGGAUUUGACAAUUGUCGGGGACACAUGGGCGACGCUGCUGAACCAGGACCCGGUGUUGGGAAACUCGUCGUUAGACCCCUUUUCCAACGCCUACGCAGACCCGGCGGACCAGAAGCAUCCGUACGUGUCGCCCGUGUACGGCGACUACACGCAAGGGUUUCCUCCGACACUAAUUCAGGUCGGCACGAAGGAGAGAAUCUUGAGCGAUUCCUUGAGGCAAUACCAGACGAUGGACACUGCGGGCGUGGAUGUAAAACUGGACGUGUACGAAGGCAUGUGGCACGACUUUCUCGGUUCUCAUUGGAACAUUCCAGAGGCGCUCAUGGCCCGUUUGAAGAUGGUAAAAUUUCUCAAUGAGCGCAUGGCCAGUGGAGAAUGA
Messenger RNA from Ostreobium quekettii, 555 nucleotides. The record is from the annotation of a GenBank genome assembly. Lineage: Eukaryota; Viridiplantae; Chlorophyta; Ulvophyceae; Bryopsidales; Ostreobiaceae.